Onychomys torridus (southern grasshopper mouse) is the source of this 5059-nucleotide messenger RNA. RefSeq names its product RNA binding motif protein 39 (gene Rbm39). NCBI's taxonomy places the organism in Eukaryota, Metazoa, Chordata, Mammalia, Rodentia, Cricetidae. Gene Ontology annotation, biological process: mRNA processing. The record is from RefSeq and is a predicted model, not a curated record. The transcript is spliced from 14 exons. Gene Ontology annotation, cellular component: nucleus. Gene Ontology annotation, molecular function: RNA binding. Bases 3084 to 4205 code for a protein of 373 amino acids.
CUGUAAGAAAUAGUGGGUAUUUUUGUUUUUGUUGUUUUAUCUGAUGUAUGUAGUCAUUUGGGCAAUUUAGUAUUUUAAAGGAAGAAUCUUUAAAAUGUUCAAGGUGUCUUUAGUUACAGAUGAUUUCAAUUAGGUGAUUGUCUAAUUUAGUUACAAAGUGUUUAUCUGUUGAUUUGAAGGAACAUGCCAUUAAAACUAAUUGAACAUAAUGUAGAAGAAAACUUUGAACUCUGGGUGAAACGCAAAGCAAAUAUUUGCCCACUCUGAGAUAAAUUUUGUUAACCUAAGAUACAUGUAAUUUUUGUAUGGUUCAUGCUAAAACUAUUGAAUUGGAGAUAACUGUUGCUGGUAAGGUAGAAAGAAUAUAAACUGCAAAUUCUGACAAAGUUAACCAAGUAUAUAAACUCUUGUUUAAAAAAAAGUGUAACUAACUUGUAACACACUAUAUCAUAUCCCAGUAGUAAAGGGAUGAAGUUUGAAAUAACAGCCUGUUGGCCUAUUUUCUGAAGUUAUAACAAUGACUUUGUCAAGGCCUUCCAAUAAGCUCUUAAGUACUGGAGGUUACUCCUCAUGGAAGUAUUUGUUGCUGUAACCAGUUUUGCAGUCUCAAAUCAAACUUCAUUUUGUUAAAAUCUUUAAAGAAUCAUUUAGAAAAGGAUAACAAAAUGGCACAGUUAAAAUAUAUUGGCUACUUUGGUGUGGAUUAUCAAAUUUUGGAAUAAAUGACUUUUCUAUUUUUUUUCUUAUUUUCCAGAAUACUUUGCAUUUAAAAUUUAGAUCUUCUUACAUGGAAGAGGUCAAAUCCAGUUAUAGCAAAACACCUUUACAGCAGAGGCCAUAUAACCCAAAAGUCCAAAGGCCCAGUGGACCAUUUACUUCAAUGAUGUCCAGUACAAAUUCCACUGCCACUAAAGACUUGGGAAAGUCCCACUUAAGUUGUAACAGGAUUUGACUAUUAGGGUGGAUUUUUAUAACUAUUUCUUUAGUUCAUAAAUGAUCUUUAAUGCUGGAAUUUGCUCUAGAGAAGUACCUUGGUUUCUUGCAACAUUAAUCUUUUGUCUGAGCUUUCAUAUAGAAGAUUGUAUUUUCUGAUACCUUAGUAUGUUGUCUAUUUACCUAUCUGGGGUUGCCUUCAGAUGUGGGUGGGUAUUUGCUUAUGAAAAGUCUAGCAAGACAUUUGGUUAGAAUUAGAUUUCUUAUUUAUUUUAAACUCCUUUGGCAGAAUAAGAUUGGGGGCCUAUGAGAGGUAAAUAGGCACAUUGACGCUGCUGUGGGCUAUCUUUGAGCAGAGCAACUGUCCUUUUUUAAGGGGAAUGGAAUUAAUUUUUACCUUUUCCCCUAAUUUAUAGGUAGGACUUAGGUUUUAGCCAUUUUAGAAUUCUUUGUUCCUAAGAAAUAGUGUCAGGGUUUCAAACAUCGAAGUUGGAAUGUUAAUUGUUGCCCUUCUGAGCAUCGGAGUUGUUUUGACUUCUAUAUAAAUAAUGAGUGUAGCCUAAUUUUCUGUCAUGUGCUACCUAGCAUAUUUCUGACAGUCAGGUGGAUUAUCUUGAAAUUUUAGACAAAGUUUCUGCCUCCUUGGAAAGCUCUACAUCUCCUUGUGAUUGGAGUGUGGGUUUCAAGAUUCCAGAAGGUGGGUGUCUUCAUUUUCUAUUUUCAAUGCACUCUAAGAUGACCUGCUUACAGGUUCUCUGAGGCAUACCUCAGUUGUUCUUGUGCUAACUUUGCUUUUGAUACAGUUUAAAUAGCUAAGUAAUCUUCCUAAUGGUGUAGAGUUGUCAAAAUGUUCAGACUUCAAAUCACUUAAUAAAAAUGGACAUUUUGGUGGAAUAAAUUUAUUUCCAAAUGUUGUUCAUUUACAUUGAAAUAUCUGAAGGCACCUCUAAUUUGGGUGAUGACAGAGGCAAAGAUUUCAAGGUUUAAUUAUUAAACCAGUGGAUGAAAUACUGUGAGGAACACAAAAAUGAGUGGAAAGAUAACUGAUGGGCUUUUUUACUUUCCAAGGAAGGUCAAGUUGUUUUAAUUGCGUCCCAUAGGCAUGUACAAACUAGUUUAAAAAGGGCAUUUUUUUUAUUAUUAUAGCUUUUUAAGUGGAAAGCAUAUAAAUGGUCACAGUAAAAUCUGGGGUUGUGAAAGUUAGUUUUACUGCAUUCUUAGUAUUUAUCAUUUCUUGUAAUUUUGUCCAUGAAAACUAAAAUGCUAUGUAUAUGGUGUUUUGAAAGUUAAAAAUAUUAUGUACAUUGUAUCAAAAUUUACUUGAACUAAAUUGUUUUAUGGACAAUUUUCAUGUGGCAAUUACUAUUAAAUGUGAAUAUACUGUAACUUUGAUUACUAUAGCUCAUAGAUUACAGUAAUUCUUGGUGGUCUGUUAAGGGAAUGGCAGUUAAAUUGUUUUUGAAGUUCAGGCUUGGUGUUCAACUUACCAGCAAGUCCUGUUUCUUGUUUCAAGCUGUAGCUGCCUCAAGAGAUCAUUGCAAAUUCUUCCUAUUAAACCUGUCUCUCAAUUCUUUGACUGUUAACAUGAAGUUAACACGAAGCAAAGGUUGGGGUCUUUUAUGUCCCAUGCCUAGGAAUUGUUUUUCCUAAAGUAUGAUUUUGUACCAUUGUACAGUGGUAAAAAUACAUUUACAACAGGAUAAACAUUUUGACCAUAAAAGGAAAUAUAUAUUGGUUAGUAUUUAAACAAGCAAGAUAAUGGUAAUUUUUUCCCCUUCAGGAGAAAAAAAAGCAAGAGCAGAAGCCGUAGUCAUGAGCGAAAAAGAAGCAAAAGUAAGGAACGGAAGCGAAGUAGAGAUAGAGAGAGGAAAAAGAGCAAAAGCCGGGAAAGGAAACGAAGUAGAAGCAAAGAAAGGAGACGAAGCCGCUCACGAAGUCGAGAUAGAAGAUUCCGAGGCCGCUACAGAAGUCCCUACUCCGGACCAAAAUUUAACAGUGCCAUCCGAGGAAAGAUUGGGUUGCCUCAUAGCAUCAAAUUAAGCAGAAGACGUUCCCGAAGCAAAAGUCCAUUCAGAAAAGACAAGAGCCCUGUGAGGGAACCUAUUGAUAAUCUAACUCCAGAGGAAAGAGACGCAAGGACAGUUUUCUGUAUGCAACUGGCAGCAAGAAUUCGACCAAGGGAUUUGGAAGAGUUUUUCUCUACAGUAGGAAAGGUUCGAGAUGUGAGGAUGAUUUCUGAUAGAAAUUCACGACGUUCCAAAGGAAUUGCUUAUGUGGAAUUCGUUGAUGUUAGUUCAGUGCCUCUAGCAAUUGGAUUAACUGGCCAACGUGUUUUAGGAGUGCCCAUUAUAGUACAGGCAUCACAGGCAGAAAAAAACAGAGCUGCUGCAAUGGCAAACAAUUUACAAAAGGGAAGUGCUGGACCUAUGAGGCUCUAUGUGGGCUCAUUACACUUUAACAUAACUGAAGAUAUGCUUCGGGGGAUCUUUGAGCCUUUUGGAAGGAUUGAAAGUAUUCAGCUCAUGAUGGAUAGUGAAACAGGUCGAUCUAAGGGAUAUGGAUUCAUUACAUUUUCUGAUUCAGAAUGUGCCAAAAAAGCUCUGGAGCAGCUUAAUGGAUUUGAACUAGCUGGGAGGCCAAUGAAAGUUGGUCAUGUUACUGAACGAACUGAUGCUUCUAGUGCUAGUUCAUUUUUGGACAGUGAUGAACUAGAAAGGACUGGAAUUGACUUGGGAACAACUGGUCGUCUCCAAUUGAUGGCAAGACUUGCAGAGGGUACAGGAUUACAGAUUCCCCCAGCAGCACAGCAAGCUUUACAAAUGAGUGGCUCUUUGGCAUUUGGUGCUGUGGCAGAAUUCUCUUUUGUUAUAGAUUUGCAAACACGACUUUCCCAACAGACUGAAGCCUCAGCUUUAGCUGCAGCUGCUUCUGUUCAACCACUGGCAACACAGUGCUUCCAACUUUCUAAUAUGUUUAACCCUCAAACAGAAGAAGAAGUUGGAUGGGAUACAGAGAUUAAAGAUGAUGUGAUUGAAGAAUGUAAUAAACAUGGAGGAGUUAUUCAUAUUUAUGUUGACAAAAAUUCAGCUCAGGGCAAUGUGUAUGUGAAGUGCCCAUCUAUUGCUGCAGCUAUUGCUGCUGUCAAUGCAUUGCAUGGCAGAUGGUUUGCUGGUAAAAUGAUAACUGCAGCGUAUGUACCUCUUCCAACUUACCACAACCUCUUUCCGGAUUCUAUGACAGCAACACAGCUACUGGUUCCCAGUAGACGAUGAAGGAAGACACAGUCCCUUAUGUAUAUAGCUUUUUUUUUUUUUUUUUUCUUGAGAAUUCAUCUUGAGUUAUCUUUUAUUUAGAUAAAAAUAAAGAGGCAAGGGUCUACUGUCAUUUGUAUACAACUCCUGUUAUCUUGAAAAAUAAAAAUGUUAACAGGAAUGCAGUGUGCUCAUUCUCCCUAAAUAGCAAAUCCUACUUUAUGCAAAGCUGUUUGCUUGUUCUGCCGUUUUAAAUGUCCAUGUAGAAAAUUACAUUAAGGAUCUAUAGAAUAGCUCUAGGGAACAUGUGCUUUCUGUGUAAAAGCAGACCGGUAACGUUUGGAUGUUCCAGAAGCCUGACUUUACACAGCACUUAGAUUUCACAUUCCUUCAUGUAUUUGGCUCAUGGUUCAACAAAAGGUCUCUGGAAUGUACAUUUAGUUAUGAAAAUGUCUAGGCAGCCAAGACUCUCUUUAGCAUCUCACCUUGAUCAUUUGGCAAGAAGGGGAUUUCAAAAUUAUAUUUCUUGAUGGUAACUUUUCAAUUAAUGUAUCUGUAAAAGUUUCUUUGUAAAUAAUGUGUGUUUUAGUGUGUCUUGAGAUUCCAAACAAAAUGAUCCCUGCAUUUCCUGAAGAUGGUUGAUGUAACAGUUUGAGCAAAGCAGUCUGGGGAAGAGAGGAAAUGCAGAAAUAGGUUUUGUCUGGUUGCAUAUAAUCUUUGCUCUUUUAAGCUCUGUGAGCUCUGAAAUAUAUUUUUGGGUUACUUCAGUGUGUUUGACAAGACAGCUUGAUAUUUCUAUCAAACAAAUGACUUUCAUAUUGCAACAAUCUUUGUAAGAACCACACAAAUAAAAUUCUCUGAAAAAGGUCAUAAGA